Carassius carassius (crucian carp) is the source of this 975-nucleotide messenger RNA. RefSeq names its product glutamine amidotransferase-like class 1 domain-containing protein 3, mitochondrial. Bases 97 to 771 code for a protein of 224 amino acids. NCBI's taxonomy places the organism in Eukaryota, Metazoa, Chordata, Actinopteri, Cypriniformes, Cyprinidae. The transcript has 5 exons. The record is from RefSeq and is a predicted model, not a curated record.
GCAGCUGUCCGCAUGUCUUUUCAUGCUCAAGCGAAACAUUCAGCAGGAACGCACUUCACUUCACUGUCAACUCAACUCCUCUAGCAAGCAGUUAAGAUGGUAAAGCGCGUGGCGGUGAUUCUGUCCGGCUGUGGCGUGUAUGACGGCACAGAGGUUCACGAGGCGUCCGCUGUGAUGGUGCACCUCAGUCGAGCAGGUGCCAAGGUCCAGAUGUUUGCGCCUGAUGUUGAGAUGAUGCAUGUAGUUAACCACUGUGAAGGAAAGCCCGGGACGGACAAGAGGAACGUGCUGCAGGAGAGCGCGCGCAUCGCCCGGGGUGACGUCACUGACCUGGUCAAGUUGGAUGUCGGCUCCUUUGAUGCUCUCAUUAUUCCAGGUGGUUUUGGAGUGGCUAAAAACCUGAGUGACUGGGCCACCAAAGGCAAGGAUUACUCAAUCAAACCUGAGGUUGAUAAGAUCAUUAAAGCUUUCCAUAAGGCGAAGAAACCCAUGGGCAUGUGUUGCAUCUCUCCUGUACUGGCAGCCAAAGCUAUUCCAGGAUGUGAGCUGACCGUCGGCCAUGACACAGAGUGUGAGAAGUGGCCGUACGCUCAGGUGGCUAAAGCCAUGGCUGAACUGGGCUGCAAACACUUGAAUAAGAAUGUCGGCGAGGUGCAUAUCGAUUCCAAGAACAAACUGGUGACUACGAGUGCGUUCAUGUGCAACGCUCCUAUCCAUGAGGUCUUUGAUGGUCUGGGUGUCAUGGUCAAAGAAGUUCUCAAACUAGCCUAACUUUGCCAUUUCACUUUCUCAAAGUUAUUACAUCAAUAAAUAUGUAUAUUUAUUUAUAAAAGAAUAAAGAUGUUAUCCACUAACCCCAGAAAAAGUUGAAUACCGGUCAUGAGUUUAAACCUGGUGAGACCAGUUCAUUUUCAGUAAAACUGGACACACUUUUUUGUGGUAACCUAUUAUCAAUAAAAUUUUACUGAUUUCAAA